Messenger RNA from Triticum dicoccoides, 3361 nucleotides. RefSeq lists its product as uncharacterized. Gene Ontology annotation, molecular function: nucleic acid binding; zinc ion binding. Bases 171 to 2261 code for a protein of 696 amino acids. The record is from RefSeq and is a predicted model, not a curated record. Lineage: Eukaryota; Viridiplantae; Streptophyta; Magnoliopsida; Poales; Poaceae. The transcript is spliced from 4 exons.
CAUCCCCGUCUUCCUCUUCCUUCUGCUCCUCUGCUUCUCUCUUCUCUUCCCCAAUUCCCCCUCAAACCCUAGCGACCGAUCCGCGAGUUCCCUCCGGCGGCGGCGCCGCCGCUCCGAUCGCCCGCCUCUCCGUCAGCCCCAGCCCGCCGUUCGCGCCGCGGCAGCGGUCCAUGGAUUUCCGCUUCAGCGCCGGCGACCGCGGGCCGCCUUUGCCGCCGCCGUUGGAGUGGCAGGCGGUGCCGCGAGAGCUCAUCAUUCGCGAGGAGGUGACGCGGCGGCUCACCGAGGAGUGGGCCAAGGGCGACCCCGCCUUCGCCCGCGGCCUCAACGAGGGGUUCGGGCCCGGCCCGUUCUUCGCCCCCGAUCGCUUCAUGCCGCCGCCGCCGCCGCACGCGCCGAUGCCGUUGCCGGUGCCGAUGCGCCCGCUCCCGCACGCGCCGCCGCCGGUGCCUUUCGAGGAGUUCGGGGCCUGGCAGGGGUUCGGGCGUCCCCUGCACGCGGGGUUUGGGGAAAGGACGCGGUUUCUCUUCGGGGCGAAGUGGGGGUCUACGCCGCCGCCAGACCCGAAGCACAAGCUCAAGCUGCUUGAGGUCGAGCCCUCCGGGAGACCCGAGGCUCUUUCACCAAAGGUUCCAAUGAUGAAGAGCAAAGCAGAUGCAAAUGUUGCAACUACUGUACCAAAGAAAGUACAGAAACUAGCCGAGGACUGGAGCUGUGCACUAUGCCAGGUUAGUGCACCGUCUGAAGCUGGUCUAAAUGAGCAUCUUGGAGGAACAGAGCAUAAGGCGAAGUUGGCACAAUGUAGCGUCAGCAAGGCGACCAAAGAUGACAAAAACUGCUUGCAGACGACCACUGGGAAUGAGAGCAACACAGAUCCUUGUGAUGCACCUAAGAAAAUAUGCAUGCUAGUAGACAGUGCAACAUGUGAAGCUGGUCUAAAUGAGGAUCUUGGAGGAAGAAAACAUAAGGCGAAGUUGGCACAAUGUGGCGUCAGCAAGGCGAUCAAAGAUGACAAAAACUGCUUGCAGACGACCACUGGGAAUGAGAACAACACAGAUCCUUGUGAUGCACCUAAGAAAAUAUGCAUGCUAGUAGAUGGUGAAAUGCAUGAAGUUGUUCGGAAGAACAACUAUCUGUGGUGUGAUCUCUGCAGAGUCAGGUGCGAUAGUAACAGCAUCAUGGCUGGCCAUCUGCGUAGCAAGAAGCACAGUAAAUUAAACAAGGUUUCGACGUCGAUAAAGGCUGUCAGGACAAAUACCGAUACUAAGGAAGGUUUGACUUCUUUUGGAAGUCAGGUAAAUACAAACGGCUCUACUGAAAUUCCAGCGGUAAUUGAAGGCGACAUAAAUAUGACCACCAAAGUAGAUGAAAGUGGCCCUGUAGAAAAUCCAGUCCAGAAAGAAAUCCAUCCGUUGAGCAAGAAGCACAGUAAAUUAAACGAUGGUUGGACAUCGAUAAAGGCUGUGAGGACAAAUACCGAUACUAAGAAAGAAAUCCAUCCGGGGAGCAAGAAGCACAGUAAAUUAAACAAGGUUUCAACAUCGAUAAAGGUUGUGAGGUCUAAUACCGAUACUAAGGAAGGUUUACCUUCUUGUGGAAGUCAGGCUCUUUCAUCAAAUCCAAAGGUUCCAAUGGUGAAGAGGAAAGCAGAUGCACAUGUUGCAACUACUGUGCCAAAGAAAGUACAGAAACCAACCAAGGACUGGAGCUGUGCACUAUGCCAGGUUAGUCGACCAUGUGAAGCUGCUCUAAAUGCGCAUCUUGGAGGAACAAAGCAUAAGGCAAAGUUGGCACAGUGUGGCGUUAGCAAGACGAUCAAAGAUGGCAAAAACUGCUCACAGAUGACCACUGGGAUUGAGAGCAGCACAGAUCCUUGUGAUGCACCUAAGAAAAUAUGCAUGCUAGUAGACGGUGCAAUGCAUGAAGUUGUUCGGAAGGACAACUACCUGUGGUGUGAUCACUGCAGAGUCAGUUGUGGUAACUACGCCACCAUGGCUUGCCAUCUGCGGUGCAAGAAGCAGAGUAAAUUAACCAAGGUUUGUUCAUCGAUAAAGGUUGUGAGGACAAAUACCAAUACUAAGGAAGGUUUGCCUUCUUCUUUUGGAAGUCAGGUAAAUACAAACGGCUCUACUGAAAUUCCAGUGGUAAUUGAAGGCGACAUAAAUAUGACCACCGCAGUAGAUGAAAGUGGCCCAGUAGAAAAUCCAGUCCAGAAAGAAAUACAAAGAAUGGCCACCAUAUGGGCAAUGUUUUCUUGUUAAGUUUCUUAGAUACUGGUAAUCAAGGUAGGAAUCUUGCAAGUUUACGAAUCGAGUUCAACAGAUGGCUUAUAAGGUAUCUAAGUUGAUUACUAGUGUCUAAGCAACUUUGCAAGAGAAGCAUUGCUCCCUGGACAUGUCUUUCACAUGGAGAUGACUUAUUUAUGUAGAAUGCCCAGUUUGAACUUUGCCUAAGCUGCUUCUGUUGUAGUUUUAGCCAGUUUUGAUUGUCGCCCUCUGUUUAAGUUAAUGUGAGUAGGUGGGACGGGUUGAGCUGGUGAUGAGUAGGGUUUCCCUGAGUGCUAACCUGACUCGUUUGUAAUUUGUUUAGGUCUUUUAGGUGUGGCUCAGGUUUGCUUUUGCAUAUGUUGUGUGGAAAGUUGUUCGUUGAUUAGUUGCAGCGCAUACUCAUCAAUAGCUGUUUCAGAAAGACUGUGGUCAGCAUUAAUAUAUAGUUGUGAGAUGCAUAUAUAUUAUCCAAGCAUCCUGAUGAAGACAGAAACCGGCAUAUAUGAAAUAUCAGGCAAAAAUGCUUCUAAAGCUGCAAAUUCCAUGAAAAUGAGGUGUAGGUUCUGACGAUUCUUGACUGAUUUAUACUGCUCGGGAAGGUUGUGAUAUGUAUGCAUGCCAAAUUUCAACGUCAAAUUUUGGUACUGAAAUUUUGCAUUAAUGUUUGGUGCUGAAAUUUGGCAUUAAUGUAGAACAUGGGCUUCCUUGGUAUCUUACGUAUUAUUUUAGAGAUGAUCUUUGAAAAUUCUGCCCCGAGUAUUCAUGGAAUUUGUGAGUUUAGACAGUUUUUUGCUGGAUAUAUAUAUACCCUCGAGAGUUUCGUCCGCAACAGCUUAUCUCAGGUGUUGCUGGGAGAAACGCAACAAAUCAUGGGAGAUCAGAAAACUCAGUGAACACCAUGGCAAGCUUGCAGCCAAGAAGCAAUCCAUGUCCUGUGGUCCUGCUGUUUAUUUCUGUUAGGCCAGAGUUCCAAUGUCUCUGCAAUUCUCUGCUGUUGUACCUUCUCGAGUUUGAAUUCCGGAUUGUUAUAAUUUGUACCCCAUGUAGGUCUGGUGUUAUAUCUUCUGAAAUAAUCUAUACUGAUGUGUGCCCUA